AUCACAAGCAGCAAACUCCCAGCUAGCGAGUGGAUGCCUCAAGACCAGCCACAAUGACUGCAUGCGAAGGGGCGACGCCUCAGCAGACGGUAACCCGCAGGAAGUAUCGUAGAUUAUUGGGUACUUUGGUGAGAUUCGUUGUGUUCCUACUCGUCGCAAUACCAGCCUCCCUAGCGGUAUCGGUGCUGCUGAGCAAAGGAGAGUCCCAAAGGAUCCCUGAUGAUCCCUGGAAGCCCUUGCCUGCUCCUCCUUGCGGCCGGCCCUUCCUCGGCCUCUGUCCGCAGUCCCUAGAUACGAUCCUUCUCGCGGAUUUUCUUAAUGGGACAAAGAUAUCGAGGAAAAGAGAAAAGGAGACGCUAAGCAAUACCAAAAGCUCCUGGGGACGAGUAUCCCUGCUUUCAUGGCCCCUUCCAAGAUCCCAAUAA
Messenger RNA from Penaeus monodon (black tiger shrimp), 425 nucleotides. RefSeq lists its product as uncharacterized. The transcript is spliced from 3 exons. The record is from RefSeq and is a predicted model, not a curated record. NCBI's taxonomy places the organism in Eukaryota, Metazoa, Arthropoda, Malacostraca, Decapoda, Penaeidae. The coding region runs from base 54 to 425 and encodes 123 amino acids.